AUGGAAAAAUUAUCGUGCAUGGCUAGAAAAUAUGGGAUUUACAUUGUUGUUAAUUUACCGGAAACAAGACUAGUACCGGAUACCGAAACAAAUCAACAAAAAACGUUAAAAUAUAACACGAAUGUUGUUUUCGAUAGACAGGGAACCGUUGUUGCCAGGUACGCAAAAUAUAAUUUAUUCGAUGAAAUCACAACGAACAAACCUGAUAAACCUGAAAUGUCAUUUUUUUUAACGGAUUUCGGAGUUCAUUUUGGUACUUUCACAUGUUUCGACAUUUUAUUUCAAGAACCGACUUUGAUGCUUAUCAAACAAUACGGAAUAAGUAAUUUUGUAUUCACGUCUCAAUGGUUUAGCGAACUUCCCUUUUUGACAGCCAUUCAAACGCAAAAAGGAUGGGCAGAAGUCAACGAUGUUAAUUUACUCGCGGCCGGAUAUAACGAUCCGAGAAAAGGAAGCACGGGAAGUGGGAUUUACCACGGGAAACACGGGUCACUAACACAAUACAUGUCGAGCAAAAAAGGAAGCGUCGUACUCAUAGCGGAUGUACCCGUGUACGAUUUUAAACGCGUGGAAAAACCACAGCCGAAAGAAAAAAAUUCGAGCGUGAUAAGUCGAUUGAUUGAAAAAACAAAAUCGGAAAAUAAAAUAACAAAUUUAACGGUCGAUGAUUUCAAAUUGUUAUCCGAUCAAAUAGAAUUGUUCGAAUCGGCGAAAAUAGAAAGCGGAAUGGAUUUCGAAACGGAAAUAUGCAGUCAUAGAAAUUUUUGCUGUCAGUUCAAAGUUCGAAUGGAUAAAAGAAUAACAAAAGACGGCGACGGCGACGACAACGGAGUCAAUUACAGAGCAGUCGUAUUUAACGGUGUGAGAAAAUUCGGUUUGACAACAACGGGAGGAGUUCAAGUUUGCGGCGUUGUAUUUUGUAACGGUCCGAAAUUGUCUAAUUGCACGACGCGCGGACUCAAAUCGAAAAAAUUAUACGAAUUUACACGGUUGGAAAUAAAGGGAAAUUUCAAAUUGAGAAAUUCGUUGCAGUUUCCGUCGACACUAACGGAAAAACAAGAACUCGAACCUUUGCCCCCCCAUAAAUAUUUUUACAAAACGGUUGAAAAUGACGAUGAGAAAGUCGUUACGAUGAAACUCGAUUGGCCGGUCGAUGAUUUAUUAACCUUCGGUAUUUGGGGAAGAGAUUUUACGGUUGAUGGUAAACCGCCAUCUUUACCCGUUUCGAACGCAUCCAAACAAUCAUCAUUAUUAAUAUUAAUUUCCGGUGUUUCGAUUGUUUUAUUAUUGUUCAAUCGUUGA
Molecule: messenger RNA, 1302 nt
Organism: Pediculus humanus corporis (human body louse)
Lineage: Eukaryota; Metazoa; Arthropoda; Insecta; Psocodea; Pediculidae
Exons: 3
Coding region: 1-1302 (433 amino acids)
Source: RefSeq, a predicted model, not a curated record